Molecule: messenger RNA, 2675 nt
Organism: Lottia gigantea (owl limpet)
Lineage: Eukaryota; Metazoa; Mollusca; Gastropoda; Lottiidae
Exons: 16
Coding region: 16-2094 (692 amino acids)
Biological process (GO): UDP-N-acetylglucosamine biosynthetic process
Cellular component (GO): endoplasmic reticulum; endoplasmic reticulum-Golgi intermediate compartment; Golgi apparatus
Molecular function (GO): NAD+ poly-ADP-ribosyltransferase activity; glucosamine 6-phosphate N-acetyltransferase activity; monosaccharide binding
Source: RefSeq, a predicted model, not a curated record
UGCUUUGUUUACAAGAUGGCCGCCGAAUCGGACAAGUUAUUUGAAAUAACUAGAACAUCUGAAGAAUUAUCUAAAUUAGCUUCAAAUCUUUUAGAUUUAGAAGAGCAGUUACCAUGCAAUCGAAACCAGGUUAUCAGACCAGGCUCUCAACUUUCCGAAAAGCUUCAUUUUCAUGAUAAAAAUGGAAACGUUGUCUCUGCUUAUCCUGUCAUAGUAGAUUUUCGUAGACUUCUACAACUUCAUAAUACAAACCCAUAUCAUAACAAUGAUGUCAUAUCUGGUAUAUCAAAUGACAAUCUUCUACAUGCUGUUGUUGGUUUAUAUGAUAUUGCUUUAUCCGAGAUGACUUUAGAUGUAUUAUAUGCUACAGUUUGUGAAAAAUGGGCAAGGACAAUUGUUUUAGUGCAGGAUAUGAAAGAUGCUGUAAAAGAUGCAGAAUUUAGGAAGAAAGAGAAAAAAGAGCAAAUGAAUGGCAAGAGUGAAAGUGAUGAUGAGUCUAAUAAAUUGGAUGAAAAAUUAAAUGUGGAUAUCGGUGAUGAUAAAUAUGAAGAAGAGGAAGGUUCACCAAGUAAAUUUGAAGGUGUAUUUAGUGAUGUAGAAGAUGAUGAAGAAGAUGAUGAUGAAGAAGAAGAAGAUGAAAGUGAUGAAGAAGAUUUUUCUGUUGGUAUUCACUCAUUUAUAAAAUCAGCUGUUACGCGACGAAAACAACGUAAUGUGAAAGAGACGUCUUUAGAUGAACAUGAUAUUGGUGUUGAAAGUAGAAUAAUAGGCUGUCUAACAUUUGAAAAGAAAUAUGUGAGACAUAAAGAGCGAGUUGUUCAUUUAACUAUUGUUACAGUUCGUCCCAGAUAUAGAAAAUAUGGUAUUGGAAAAUAUUUACUUUCGCAAGUGAUAGAUUCCAGUGUAUCUGGUCAAUAUGAAGCUAUAGUGGUACAUGCUGACAAUGGAGCUGUGGAAUUCUUUCAAAAAUUUGGAUUUUCUGAUGAUGUAGUAUUGAACAGUAGAUGGAGUGAAUUAGCGGAACAGUUUACAAAUUGUACACUGAUGUGUUACUUACCUGGUUUUACUGGACAUACAGUAUUAAGUGCUAUCAAUCUACCAGGAUUAGAAGUGUAUGAAAUGGAUCAAGAAUUAAAGAAAUGGAAAGACAAGACAUUAGAAUCGUAUCAGGCACAAAUAACAUGUGUAAUGAGAAUGAAGCAGGAAAUAUUCAAUCUGCAGAAAAAGGUGAAAUGUCAAGAUAACAUGAUAAAAAUGUUAGCAGUGGAAAAUGAAAAGGUGAAGCAAGAGAAAAUAAUAUUAGAAAAAGAACUGAUGAUACAGAAAUUAAACACAAGAACCAACAUGCCUGGAGGAGAAGAAGAAUUGUCAACCAGUGAACUAAUAACAAGAUUACAAGAGGAAGUCAACAAGUUAGAAUGUAGUGAUAUCAGACUACAGAUUGGCUCUAGAAUUGAGGAAUAUAAAGAUUUAGAUGUCUUUCCCAUGUCUCCGCUGCGAAAACAUCAGGAACCAUAUGAUCAUAUGAUGGAUGCUGCCUUAUUUUAUGAUAUAAGUCAACAAUUUAAAGAAGCUAUGCAUGCUGAUCCUUGUAUUAAAAUACAAUAUGAAGUCACUUCUGUACAUAAGGCCACCUUGUCGAAUGAGGUUAAAGAUAGAUAUAAAACUGCUACUUUAGCUCUACAUGAUUCCAAUAUGGUCACACAGCUCUAUUAUUGUGGUGGGUUAGAAAAUCCUCAAAGGUUAAAUCAGAUAAUGCAGACAGGAUUUACAGAACAAGAUUUUUCUCACGGAGAGUUUGGAAGAGGAUUAUAUUUCUCUAAAUAUCCUUCAAGGGCUGCUCAGUUUUCAGCAUUUAGUAUAUUAGUUUUAGUUGAAGUGGGUUUAGGCUCUGUUGAAACGGUUACUAAGCCAGAUAGAGCUAGAACUAAACCAUCAUCUGAUGCUGAUUCUAUCAUUACACCAGGAAGAUUGUAUAAACUGGAAGAUGAGACACAUGAAUCCAUGUUUAAUCAGGAAUAUGUUAUAUUUAAUACCAAACAAAUUCUACCAUUAUGUCUGAUCAACUAUGUUACUGCUGACCAUGGGUCUUGAUAAUGACAACUGCUCAGUUACGUCUUGUAAUUGAUUUAUUGUUACAAUUCAACAGUCAAUACAGCAAAAUUAGUAGAUAAAUGUAAUAAACGAGAGCUAUAGUCAAGACAAUUGAUAUAUUAUCAGUUACCAAUCAGUACCAAGAGUAAGACAAGUAUUAUAUUUGAUUGUUAUCUGUGCCAAUCAGUAUUACUUUUAUUAAAAAAUUCAUAUCAACUAGGUAUACUUCCAUAUAUUCUUAUAUAUAUUGAUAUUAAUAUGUUCUUUAAUGAAACAUAAAUCUGCUGUUGCUUAGUAUAUAAAAAAAAUAUUCCAAUUUGUACUGUUUUACCAAAAAUAUUUUUUCAGCACCUAGUUUAGUAUUAUGUACUGUAGUAGGAUUAUUUAUCUUGGAUAUAUUUGGACAGUUUUGAAUUAUAAAAUUGAAUUGUUCUGAUUAAUGAGAGAAAGAAUCUGUUAUGUGAUAAUUUUAAACAAAAAAUAUUUUAUGUUAUUUUAAUUUAUAAAUUAUAUUAUUAAUUUAUGUCAAGAUGUCAUUUAUUUUUAUUGUAUAUUUCAAUAAAUUUUAUUUUCAAAUUGUU